GGUACUACGAUCAGUCGGUUGGCGCGGCGGUUUAGUCUGUGUUGAUCGUUUGCACGGUGUAGGUCGUGUGCGUCUGUCCGUUGCUGAAGCAUAUAACCGGCGCGGCGGCUUCCUAGCAAUUGCUUAUCGAGAACGAGAGUCGUCGAUUGACGUUUCUUGUGUGUGAGAAACUCGUUGGAGUCUGCGCGAACGGGGCGGACGAAUCGCGUCACGUGUACGCGAGCCCGCUGAACUCUCACGUGUGCAUUUGAAUUUUCGAAAAGAGCAAGUGCCGGGUGGUGCAGGUGUGUUGUUCAGUGCAAAAGGUGGUGCUCGGGCCUGUUCGGUGCAUUCUCGUCUUCGAAAACGUUGGCAGAGCCAGCGGAAUGUGGCACGAGAGGGAGCAUCUCGGAAGCCAUGCCGGCUGACGAGUUAGCUGGAAAUCGACAGAGAAGGAGACCAAGGCUCCAACCGCCUUAACGAACCGCUAUUCUCAUUGGCAAGGUCAUCGAGCGAACCGGAUCUAAUCAUGCUCACCCCAACAAUGUUUCCUGCGCUUCUUUUCUCGCGAUCUUCCUCGAGCAACCGAGUGACCGGUGAACAGGCUACGGGUCGAAUCCGGUCGGGUUUAGUUCAGCAGUGAUCACCUGCUGAAGCCAAUUGCAGCGAAUGGGUCCCAAUGCUUUGAACCGGUUGAGAAAAAAGGAGACUCAAUUGUUGACCUUGCUACCCCCCAUGGUAUUUCCUGUGGAAUUCCCGGCGAACGCUGCUAGAAACUUGAAAGAAGCAGCUAGACACUGGCUGGUAAUUACCCGAUCACUCUGAUGAGAGUGGUCGUCGAGUUUUUGCUAAGCACAAGGUGCUAUUCAACGGGACGGAAGUUGUAGACCUGUUGGGAAGAAGAUAGUACCUCGUCGAAGGACCAAAUGUAUCUAUGAUCAGAAUCCAGUUUAAUCAUGCCUGGGUCGAUGAUGUUUAUUAUGUUCAAGCUGCCUCGAAGAGAAUUACAUUUAAAAACCUCGCAACCAGUGUAAGUAGAAAGAGGUGGCUAUGUAGGCUACCGGAGGAGCGGCGUCGCCAUGGUGGAGCUGGCGUGCAGCAACUCCCUAAGCCCAGGAACGUGAUCCUACCGCUAAGACGUUCCUCGAAAUCAGGUGGACCAGCUGAUGACAAAUCAUUGUGAGCUAGCAAUUUCAGUGAGGAAAGGAAAGAAGGAGGCCAUGUAAAGGAGUCUUCCUCCCGGCAACCCAUCGUCGAGUAAUGCUGAAGCAUAUCCUGACGGGGCAACCGUCGUCAGCGGGCUCCAGGCAUCACCACAAUGAAUAUCAGGCGAGCUCGGGCUCGUUGCACGGCGGACACCAUCAUCACCAUCAUCAACAGGAUCAGCAGCAGCAGCAGCAGCAGCAACAGCAGCAGCAGCAGCAGCAUCAUCAUCAUCACUACAACCAAAGCAGCAGCAACGUGCGCCCACCGGGGAACGCUGGACGCGGCGUCGAUGUUUACGACUCGGUGGUUCAUCCGUCGACGCAACAGAGGGCUAACGUCCAUCAGGCCGCGACGACACCCUCGUCGACGCACAGGCAUCCCCUCAAUCAUUCUCAGCUGAGCGUAAACAAUCUCUCCCAACGGUUGAACCAUUCGCACGCUCUCAACCUGUCCACGCUGUCCACGUCGAAACACUCGGUGAACAGCGUCAGUCCUGUGGCUGGUGGAAACAACAACAACAAUAACAACAACAACCUAUCGAACGCUUUAGGACAUACGGUAGUGCCGCCUGCUGCACCGGUGCACCAGGACAACAGACCCAAGGUGAACGGUGGCUUCGAUAUCUCUAGACUGUCCAGGCUACCCAGCCAAACGACACCCUCGCCAGCUCCUGCUCUUCAAGCCACGGUCCUGGGUGGACAGUUGACCGGAGGAGGUGGUUCCAUCGCGUUACCCUUGAACGCCUCUUGGUCCUCGUCCUUGUCCAGGAAUCACAAGGACCACGAGGCUGGGGCGAAAGAGACCCUCACUAGCCUUGGUUUGCUGUGUCUAGUGUCCCUCUUACUGGCGUUACUCUCGUUGAUCUUUCUGCUGAAGAUCUCCCCGUUAACGGUCACGCCGAGUAGUCUGAUCAGCCCGGAAGAGUACACGAUCGUAUACGAGGUGACUUUGGCGCUGUGCGCCCUAGCUCUAUCUCUCAACUUGUGCUGUCUCCUCGUCUGCGCUAUACAGUUCCUCUUCACCGUGAAGCUCGUCAAGACUUCGUACCAGGGACACUGGAGUAACAAGUACCUGCAAAAAUCGUCCAUCAGCCGUAUAUGCGCUGUCGGAGGCUUUUUCAUUAGCAUUCCCGUCUUUCUAACUGGCAUGAUAUUGUACACGUUCAUCCAGUUCCACUCGACACCGGCUAUCGUCACGUCGGUUUUCAUAGGCCUCGGCAUCGUGUUUUGUGGAUGCGCAAUGGUCCACAACGUCUUCGUGUGGCAGAGGGAGAAGACGAACGCCGUGAAGGCGCUAGCGCGCGAACAAUGCGAGGCUGCGGUGCAGCUUCAGCGGCAGCAGCAGCACCUGCAACACCAUCAGAAUCAACCGCAGCUGCAACAACAACAACAACUUCGAGCACCGUUGACGAUGCACCACCCUGGUUGCGCGACCAAGGUGGGCUCUCUGGCCACUCAACCAAACGCCAGCCACGCGACGCACGGCAGAGCGGCUCAAUAUCAGCAUUAUCAUCACCAUCAUCAUCAUCGACACGUGUCGUCGAUGUCUCCGCCUCUGUUGAUCUCAUCGCCAGCUCCUAUGGCAGCGUCACACAAUCAUCUGAACGUCAGCAGUCAUAGGAACGUGAUUACACCACCUGAUACACCGGGAGACAGGUCGCCACCGAGUCCUGGGAACAAGCUAAACAGGUCGUCGCAGCAUCUGCCACGAGAAGCCAGCGGUAGCGUUAGUCCUGGAUUACCAGCGGCCACAUUGGAUCUCAGCAGCGCUGCGACCACCAAUAGCCCUCAUGAACUGUCUACGUUGGUCUAGCUUGGUGCUGUCCACGAGAGACUUUAGGAUACUUCUAUGAAGUACAGUUUUCUCUCUCCCUCUUUCUGACUCUCUCCGCUCUUAUAGACAAGCAUCAGCAGGUAAUAGAACGCAGAGCUGAAGAGUUGGCGCACGGUAAGAAUGCGACUCUGAUUGGUUAUACAUACCAUAAUGGGUAUGUCUCUUUCAAAAGCAUCAAAGGUGAGGACAAGUGAGGCAACAUUCUUGCCCCUGUGCUAUCCCUCGGGCCAACUUUCUAGCUCUGCAAUGUAGUAAAGAGGGCACAGACCCUGGUUGGUACAGCGGUGGGUACUCCCUACUUUCAGUUUCUUGAGGUCGCACAGCCGAGUUAUAUCCGAACCCUGUCAUCCCAUCCUUAGACCUAGUUUAUACUGGUAGAGUAAACGGCAAAGCAGCUAUCACUAGUACACCGAAGUGGUAGGAGAAGGCUAAGUAGUAGAGUUUACUACUUUACCACUUACUCUACACCUGUAAAAUAUGUCUUACAAUCCUAUCCUCACUACUUAGCAGUAGCCCAGAAACAAUUACAUGUUCGUCUAUGCCACAAACUCUACGAGAUAAUUGUAUAAGUGCUCCAUGAAUCCAUCAGUGUGCAUUGUGUUAAGUAUACCAAAGGAAGAGCCAAGCUAAUCCUAGCUAUGUGCUGUCUACGAGAGCCUUUAGGAAGCUUCAAGGAGUCAGGCAGUCUCCCACUCGGUGCGCGAGCAUGCGAAUGCACAGAUUCCACCAGAGGAAAAUCGAAUGUGUGUAUAUUGGUGUAUGUUUGUAGAAGAUAAAGUGGGGAGAGCCUUAUGGUUGCAGAAUGGUUCACCUGUGUUACGGGGACCGAACGAAGAUGGGAGUAGUGGGGACCAAAGUGUGUAAGGGACCCCUCUCGUGGACAGCAUUCGAGGUCUCUGCUCGAACAUCCGAAGUGUCUAAAUGAUAAGUUAUUUAGUUCACAGUUGCUCGUCAACUGACACUGACCAGAGACGAAAAGCAAUUCGAUUCCUGAAAGAUGUUCCAGGAACAUCGUGACAAAGAACCAACUAAUUUAUACCCGCGUGUUAUCUUGCCAUUUACAUGUUAUGAUUAUUAUUUUUUUAUCAACAUCAUUAUUAAUAUUAUGAUGACAAUAUUAUUAUUAAUCAUGCGAAACCUCUAGUCCUUAGAUUACUUUCGUUCUUACGGAAGAAUAAGAUUUCUGGAUUUUGACUAUCGCGCCGCGGCUAUGCGAUUACAAGUUCUCCUCAUCUUAACAAGUUCAUACAGUUCAAAUCUCAAAUUAUAAACGGUAUAGUUGCAAAUUUGCAAAUGAAUCAAAAAUGUUAUUCGUUGAAAUUAAUACAAAUCCAACAUUGAAACUUUUUUUUUUUCUUCUUUUUUUUGCACUUAAUAAAAAGAACUAUUGUAAUUUGAGAUUUUAACUUUGAUCAGAUUCUCAAUUUUACUAUUUAAGCGUCGAUACUUAACGUCUUUGUUCCUUUUCUUUCCGCGCAGAACUAUAACGUUUAAUUAUGUCAAAUAGUUGAUGUUAUCGAACUGGUGACUGACACGAAUUUAGAAUUAAACGUUUAGGAUUAUUUAAACGAGUAAUCGUGAGUGUAACGUAACAAAAGUAUCGAUGAUAAAAGUAUUUUCUUUAUGGUGUACAUACAUACAUACAUAUAGAAGACGACCAAUUUUUCUUUUUGUUUUAUAAAACAAAUUUUUUCUUAACAA
Molecule: messenger RNA, 4719 nt
Organism: Osmia bicornis bicornis
Lineage: Eukaryota; Metazoa; Arthropoda; Insecta; Hymenoptera; Megachilidae
Product: DNA N6-methyl adenine demethylase-like
Exons: 6
Coding region: 1240-2997 (585 amino acids)
Source: RefSeq, a predicted model, not a curated record